CGCCAUCUGCGGACGGAGGAAGAAAAAGUUCGUUUUCUUCAUAAGUUCAGUUGAGAAUAAAUAGCUUUUACGACAUGAUUACUUAUACUGUUAACUCUGGUGGGUUUGGAACACCAUGAGUAUAUUUGGUGGCACAUCACAAUUCGGUCAGUCCAAUAUGUUCGGUUCAUCCACAAACAAUACAGCAUACAAUCCAAUGAAGGACAUCGAGGUUGCCUCUCCUCCUGAUGACAGUGUAAGUUGCCUCAAGUUCAGCCCCGGCACCCUACCCUCCACAUUCCUUGUAGCAGGCAGCUGGGACAACAACGUGCGUUGUUGGGAGGUUCAGCAGAGUGGGCAGACCAUCCCCAAGGCCCAGCAGACUCACACAGGACCAGUUCUGGAUGUGGACUGGAGUGAUGAUGGCACCAAGGUGUUCACAGCAUCGUGUGACAAGACUGUCAAAAUGUGGGACCUCAACAGCAAUCAAGCUUUACAAGUAGCACAGCAUGAUGCUCCAAUCAAGACAGUGCACUGGGUGAGCCCGAACUACAGCUGUGUGAUGACAGGCAGCUGGGACAAGACUCUCAAGUUCUGGGAUACUCGAUCUCCCAACCCCAUCAUGAACAUCCAGCUCCCCGAGAGAUGCUACUGUGCUGAUGUGAAAUACCCCAUGGCAGUUGUUGGCACAGCAGGUCGAGGUCUCAUCAUCUACCAACUGGAGAACCAGCCUCAAGAAUUCAAAAGGAUGGAAUCACCCCUCAAAUACCAGCAUCGCUGCGUGAGUAUCUUCCUGGACAAGAAGACGAACGCUCCUACUGGCUUCGCACUGGGCAGCAUCGAAGGCCGUGUGGCCAUACACUACGUCAACCCCACCAACCCCAAGGACAACUUCACCUUCAAGUGCCACAGGUCCAACGGAGCAUCCAACGGCGUGCAGGACAUAUAUGCGGUGAAUGACAUCUCGUUCCACCCUGUCCACGGAACUCUGUCGACUGUGGGAUCCGAUGGCCGAUUCAGCUUCUGGGACAAGGACGCUCGCACCAAACUGAAGACCUCGGACCAGUUUGACCAGCCUAUCACCACCUGUAACUUCAACGCUCAGGGCAACAUCUUCGCCUACGCCUCCAGCUACGAUUGGUCCAAGGGUCAUGAAGGGUACGACCCACAGAAGAUGAAGCCACAUAUCUUCCUCCGGUCUUGCUUUGACGAACUGAAGCCCAGCACCAAGAGGUCCUAAGCUUCUCCUGCCUUCAGCCACACACAAGAUGGACAAUGGUUGCAGUCAUGUGUCAUGAUAUUCAGCAAUCAUCUACAUGAAAAUACUUCUUGCGUACUUGUUCACUAUGGGUCAAACUAUUCGGUGAUAUAUGAAUAAGUUCAAGGUCAUAUUCAUUGUAAAUAUUCAUGUAAUUGCCAUUGCUUGUGUCAUCCUAUAUGUCUGUGUCAUAUACUAGUGCAAUGUCUGGCUGUCCCAGAGUACGGUGGUGAUCAGAGAUAUCAGUUGACAAGGGUCCAAUGACUGGUGAUCCUCACUUGAGAGGAGGCGGACAUUUCGAGUGAAUCAGCUAUUGUCUAAAUGAGUACAUAUUGUAUUUCACAUGAAGCCUUCCUAACAGUCAGAGUGACAGUGAAGUAUGUCAUUUUAAUUCCCAAUAUGUAACACUGCUUUUUCCAUGUUCUGUAAUGUCACUUUAGUACAUGUAAAAUGACGUUUUGAUGACUUACAACUUAGGAAGAGGUCAUAGUGAUUAAUGAAGGUGUAUUGCAGAAGCUGUGUGUCACCUGGCUCCGGUAUAUCUCAUACCUGUAUACCUGGUGGUCAGCUCAGAGUAUUGAUGUACAUAAGCCUGAUAAGACAAUAAACAAUCUUCAGCAGC
Haliotis rubra (blacklip abalone) is the source of this 1859-nucleotide messenger RNA. Its product is annotated as mRNA export factor-like. NCBI's taxonomy places the organism in Eukaryota, Metazoa, Mollusca, Gastropoda, Lepetellida, Haliotidae. The record is from RefSeq and is a predicted model, not a curated record. Gene Ontology annotation, molecular function: RNA binding; ubiquitin binding. Gene Ontology annotation, cellular component: nuclear pore. Gene Ontology annotation, biological process: transcription-dependent tethering of RNA polymerase II gene DNA at nuclear periphery; RNA export from nucleus.